Molecule: messenger RNA, 839 nt
Organism: Cynara cardunculus var. scolymus (artichoke)
Lineage: Eukaryota; Viridiplantae; Streptophyta; Magnoliopsida; Asterales; Asteraceae
Product: probable WRKY transcription factor 40
Exons: 4
Coding region: 11-721 (236 amino acids)
Biological process (GO): regulation of DNA-templated transcription
Molecular function (GO): DNA-binding transcription factor activity; sequence-specific DNA binding
Source: RefSeq, a predicted model, not a curated record
GCUAAAAACAAUGGUGGAUACAUCUCUUGGCAUAGAUCUUAACGUCACUCCCUUCCACAAAACCGAUGAUACCCCGAUGAAUGAUGAUUUAACCCGGAUGAGCUUGGAGAACAAGAAGCUAAGGGAGAAGCUAACAACAGUUUGGGACAAAAACAACACCCUCCAAAACCAAGUAAACAAACUAAUGCAAGACCAUGAUUUAUUGGUCAAUAAUCUAAAUAAAAGAAAGUUUGUCGAGUGCGAGGAGGGCAGCACAAGUGGGAGGACGGAAAAUCUUCAUCGAGGAUCGUUGAAAAGGACAAACGGGGGUGUCACAAGAGUUUAUAGACGGACAGAUGAUCCAUCUGAUAAAAGCAUGGUGGUAAAAGAUGGAUAUCAGUGGAGAAAGUAUGGGCAGAAAGUGACCAGAGAUAACCCUUCACCUAGAGCUUACUACAAGUGCUCUUUUGCACCAUCCUGCCCAGUCAAAAAGAAGGUACAAAGAAGUGUGGAUGAUGCCCAUCUUCUAGUCGUCACUUAUGAAGGAGAGCACAACCACCAAAGCAUGGAGAAAGAACCCAAUCAGACUAGCAACAGAAGGUUAAACUCUCCAAUGGAGAUGCUGAAAUAUGAUGAGGUCUUAGUUGAACAAAUGGCUAACUCUUUAAGAAGAAACUCUGAUUUCAUUGAAGAUCUUGCAGACGCCAUUUCCUCCAACAUUUUGGAAUACGAUUUGUUUUAAGCAAUGUCAAUUUCCAUAUAUACAACUGUUCACAUAUAUCAUCAUGACAAAUGCAUGUUAAUGUAUUGGUACUGGUUCUUCAACGUUAAGUUUAACACAGCCUAAUGAGAUCAUAUAU